AUGAUAUCAAAACCAGUCAUCGUCUUCGUCCCCGGAGCAUGGCACACCCCAUCCGCUUUUGAUCUGCUUCUCCCUUCUCUGCAUAAGGCGGGUUAUCAAACUACGGGUGUCUUCCUAGCCAGUGUCGGUGGCAAGGCAGAAAUUCAAGAUUUUUACCCAGAUGUCGCUCUCAUUCGCAGCGUGGUAGGUGGAUUAGUCGAGAUACUUGGACGAGACGUUGUCAUCGUGUCACAUUCAUAUGGCGGAAGUCCGACUACAGAGGCCAUGAAGGGGCUUUCCAAGAACUAUCGUGAAGCUCAGGGACUGCCUGGUGGUGUGGUCAAGUUGAUUUACAUUUCGGCUGGUGUGCCGGUUGAAGGGCACGGUUUCAUAGAGUCUCUAGGGGAGGAUCAUCCGGGGACAGAGAUGGUUUUCCAUGAAGAUGGUACGACAACCCCGAAACAUCCAGUGAGGGAUUUCUAUAAUGAUCUUCCCCCCGACCUCGCUCAGUAUUAUGUUGGACUGCUGCAAAGGCAGGUUGUGAAGGUCUUCUUCACUCCUGUGACCUAUGCUGCCUACAGGGAUAUCCCCGCCGCAUAUCUCCUGUGCACGAAGGAUCAGGCCAUCGGUAUUGAGUUUCAGAGGAUAAUUGUGGAGAACACUGGUAUUACAGAGACUGAGGAGUUGGAUGCAAGCCAUUCUCCGUUUCUGUCUCGUCCUGAAGCGGUGGUUCGGUUCAUCCGGAGGGUUCUGGAGUGA
Molecule: messenger RNA, 738 nt
Organism: Monascus purpureus
Lineage: Eukaryota; Fungi; Ascomycota; Eurotiomycetes; Eurotiales; Aspergillaceae
Source: the annotation of a GenBank genome assembly